AAUAUGCAUUAUAUAUAUGCUAAAAAACGCAUAGCGCUUGUGUUUCACGUCAAAAAAUUUAACGUUACUUUACCUUGUCACUAAAUGGCAAAUGCUGACAACACUAUUUUCCUGGGCAACGGUAGGCAAGAUGAUUUAUAAACAAAAAAUGAGCUUACAAAAUGCCAAUUAUUGUAUUGAAUUUUGAAAUAAAAGUUAAGUGGUUUACACGUAAACUGUAGGACGCCGUAGUUCAAGUUUAAUACAGAUUUAAUAACACAAUUUACCAUGGCUUCAAUGCGGGAUCAAAAAAUCGAACAGCAACGCCAACUUAUGGAACAGAAAAUGAAACAGAAGCGCCAAAAUUCUGGUAUGGUCCAAGCAAAUGACCUAAGGGUGGGAUCAGCAAAACGUCCAAUAUCAGGCAGCCGUUCCCGCGAACUACAUGGCUAUGAUGGUCCGAUGCAAUUUCUUAUGUCGCCAGUCAAUCCGGACCAAGUUAUACCCCUCCAAACAAAUAGAAUAUCAACCUACGAUGAGCUAGGCAAUCAGAUAGAAGUGCUAACAGUAGGCGAGGGGGACAACAGUGGGGAAGAGGAGGAGGAGAGCGUCCCCGUGUGCAGCGUCGGGCGGGACGCGAGCGUCGAUGACGUAUGCGCAGACGCAGCCGUCGCCCCGCUGCAGGACAAGCCGCGAAGAGACCUGUCCCCGAGUCAGGUAAGCGAGUCAGCAGAAAUCGAAGGCUCGGUGGAGGGUGCGGUUGAGACGUUCGUGGUGACGCCGGCGAAGCACGGCACUUUAUACAAGUGCCGCAUCGCCCGAGAUCGGAAGGGCAUGGACCGCGGACUCUACCCUACGUACUUCCUGCAUUUAGAGAAGGACUACGGAAAGAAAGUGUUUUUGUUAGCUGCUCGUAAACGCAAGAAAUCAGCCACAUCAAACUACCUAAUAUCAACGGAUCCAACCGAGCUCACUCGCACUGCGGACAGCUUUGCCGGCAAACUCCGUUCCAACCUCCUUGGCACAGCCUUCACUGUGUACGAUAACGGCAAGGCGUGGAGGAAGCAUGAUCACGCUCAUACCAGGCAUGAGCUAGCAGCUGUUGUUUAUGACACAAACGUCCUAGGUUUCAAAGGACCGCGGAAAAUGACGGUUAUCCUUCCGGGCAUGACGCCUGACCGCCAACGAGUGACCAUUGCCCCUCAAGACGACAGCGAAACCCUCCUAGAGCGAUGGAAGAGCCAAACACUGGACGACAUCGUAGUACUACACAACAAAACACCAGUCUGGAACGACGAAACACAAUCCUACGUCCUCAACUUCCACGGACGGGUGACCCAGGCAAGUGUGAAAAACUUCCAAAUUGUACACGACUCGGAACCCGAUUACGUAGUCAUGCAGUUCGGACGUAUAUCCGAAGAUGUUUUCACAAUGGAUUUUAGGUACCCGCUGUGCGCGUUACAGGCUUUCGGUAUAGCUCUCAGCUCGUUUGACAGCAAGUUGGCCUGCGAAUGAUCUUGUAUUCAAACUCUUUGGUUGAAUUGCUUGUGGUUGUUGCAUUUUCUUUUUAAUUUAUCGUGGGGCUUUGAAUAUUGGUUGUCAGUAUUUUCACGACUUUUUGAAUCGAUGUUGUUUGAAGCCUGUUGAAUGCAAUAACAGUUUUGAAGUACAUGGCGUUGACUUGUAAUAUUAACGUAAAUGUUGCUAUUGUGGAAGCAAAACGGCUCAAUACAGCGCUUAGUAAUGUUUAAUUUCCAUAACGGCAAUGAUAGCUUGAGGUAAACGCCUACAAAUACCGUGUUCCUAUAAUAAAUGUACACGCACUUUAAAGGAAUUGAUAUCAGUGUUAAGAAUUUAUUUUUUAUAUUCAUUGCCUCAUGAUUUAAGUCGUUUCGUAGAUGCAAAGCCGGUCUCCGAUUAUCGACCACUGUAAUUCACAAUUACGAGUACAGUCAGCAACUUAACCCACCAACAUUAUUAAUUUUUUUAUUAAGGCUGUAACGGUUUACUCGCGAUGGGUAGAUGGAUGGAUAGGA
Messenger RNA from Trichoplusia ni (cabbage looper), 2015 nucleotides. It is a transcript of the gene ktub, whose product is annotated as protein king tubby. Lineage: Eukaryota; Metazoa; Arthropoda; Insecta; Lepidoptera; Noctuidae. The record is from RefSeq and is a predicted model, not a curated record. The coding region runs from base 268 to 1494 and encodes 408 amino acids. Gene Ontology annotation, biological process: protein localization to cilium. The transcript is spliced from 7 exons. Gene Ontology annotation, cellular component: cilium.